This is a messenger RNA of Pseudophryne corroboree (corroboree frog), 1706 nucleotides long. RefSeq names its product TUB like protein 1 (gene TULP1). The record is from RefSeq and is a predicted model, not a curated record. Gene Ontology annotation, biological process: protein localization to cilium. Lineage: Eukaryota; Metazoa; Chordata; Amphibia; Anura; Myobatrachidae. Gene Ontology annotation, cellular component: cilium. The transcript has 13 exons. Bases 156 to 1643 code for a protein of 495 amino acids. Gene Ontology annotation, molecular function: actin filament binding.
AGAUGGCACAGGAAGAUUAGUGACCUAACGUAAUCUGUAAUUAGCAUGUUUGUGUGCUGGCAUGAAAGAGGUCAGGUUCUGUUUAAGUGACAGCUCUAUAAGGGAUAUAAGGUACCAGAGCAUCAUGUGAUAAAUGAACCAGAACACAGCUAAACAUGGCCAGCAACAAGACAUCAAAGCAGAAAUUAGAAGUCAAAGAGCCAAAGAAUCAAACUGAGAGCAAAAAUUCAAAGGGGAAAAAAGAAGACGUUAUGGAUUUUGAACAACAGUCCAAGGCUACUAAGAAAGUAAAAAAGAAGAAAGGAGAAAUCAGUGAAGAGAAAGUGGUAAAGAAGAAAUCCAAGGAGUCCAUUGAGGGGAAGAAGAAUACAGGAUUGUCAAACUCAAGUGCCACAAAGACUUCCAAACAAAGACCAGACUCAGAAAAAAAUUCAGAAGUUGGGAAGAUCAUCAAAAAGCCAAAAAAGAAGGAGACAAAUAAAACAGAAUCUGAAGAGACAGAAAAAAAACAGAAAGGAAUUAAGAGCAACAUUCCAGCAAAAAAUAAUGCAGCAAAAACAAAGAAAAAAGACUCUGGAGCCAUAUUCCAAACAAAUGGAGGAAAAAAAGAUGACGGCAAAAAGAAAGGCACAGAAUCUGGUGAUAAAGAUUCAGACUCCAGCUCAAAGCCUAUAAAAUCUACAAAGAAAAAAGCUGCUUCUAUGUUUCAGUCUAAAGGAGAAGGAACUAAGGAAACAAAAGAAAAGAAAAAAGGGUCUUCGAAGUGUGAUAAUGAGGUGAUCGAAGAAGGAGAACCUGUGAAGAACACAAAUAAAAGAGGGAAGAAGGGGAAAAAAAGCAAAAAGAAGGAAGAACGUCCACCAUCACCAGUUAUAGAAGUGGAUAAUCUGGAAGAAUUUGUGCUACGCCCUGCACCACAAGGGGUGACGAUCAAAUGUAAAGUGACAAGGGAUAAGAAGGGAAUGGACAGGGGAUGGUAUCCAACAUAUUAUGUUCAUCUUGACAAUGAGAAAAAGGUCUUCUUAUUAGCUGGGAGAAAACGAAAGAAAAGUAAAACCUCCAAUUACCUAAUUUCCAUUGAUGCAACAGAUCUGUCAAGGGGAGGAGAAAAUUUCAUUGGAAAGCUAAGGUCCAACCUCAUGGGGACAAAAUUUACUGUAUUUGAUAAUGGCGCAAAUCCUGAAAGAGCCAAUUCUGAUUGGUCCAAUGUACGCCAAGAGCUUGCAGCAAUUGUGUAUGAAACAAAUGUCUUGGGAUUUAAAGGUCCUCGGAAGAUGACAGUUCUCAUACCUGGAAUGGAUGAAGAUUGUGAAAGAGUACCCAUCCGCCCACGAAAUGACAAUGACGGACUACUCCAGCGAUGGCAGAAUAAGAACAUGGAGAAUGUUAUAGAACUGCACAAUAAGAGCCCUGUGUGGAAUGAUGAAACACAAUCUUAUGUACUGAACUUCCACGGACGUGUCACUCAUCCUUCCAUCAAGAACUUCCAGAUUGUCCACUCUGAUGAUCUUGAUUAUAUCAUCAUGCAGUUUGGUCGCAUAGCUGAUGAUGCGUUCACCAUGGACUAUAAGUACCCAAUGUGCGCAGUACAAGCUUUCGCAAUUGCACUAUCCAGCUUUGAUGGGAAGUUAGCCUGUGAAUGAUAUACCAAACGCUAUACUGCCUAUUAUGUCUAUACUCAUUAAAAGAAAGAACACUCAUUUAUA